AAAUUGACGACAGAUUACAAAAAUUUGACUCUACAGUUUUCAACUUAUUGACAUUUUUCCAUAACUUUCCUUGUUUACUGAAUAUCAUCAUCAAUUUUGAUUCGCAUUCCCGCUGAUAAAAUCACAAACGUGUUUGUGUUAAUGAACAAAUAUACAUCGCCAAAGAAAUCAAAUUAAUGCGACAUACGUGUCAUUUCGUACUGUUUAUACAACGUUUCAACAUCAGCUCGCCCCCUGUGUGGUUCACAGCAAUUGGCUGGUUUCAUUAAAUAUCGCGAUUUCCUCGGACUAAUAAGUGACAUAUUCAAUAAGAAUUGGUGGUGGACUAUAUCGGAGUCACUUUAUCUCCGUCAUCUCGUCGAAAAUCCAACGAAUGAUCUUCAUGAAGUGUUCUAUUUCCCAGAUAUUUAUUGGUGAAAUGCGUCGAUUACUCUUACUGAGCAUAUUUUUGCUACUGGCGCAGCAAAUUGUUGCUCCUCCAGUUACCAAGACUCAAGAAAGCGAGAAUAAUAAUGAAGUUCAUGAAACGCCGAAGGAUGCGCUGGGUUUGGAGUAUGACCGAUACCUCCAGGAAGUCGUGAGUGCUUUGGAACAGGAUACUCACUUCCGCAAUAAGCUUGAGAAGGCAGAUGAAAAUUACAUACGGUCAGGAAAGAUAGCUAAAGAAUUGGAGUUCGUGAAUCACCGGGUGCGAACAACGUUGGACGAACUGAAGAGAACUGAGUUGGAAAGAUUGAAAGAGCUACAUCACAGGAAACGACAACUUGGAGAGUCACAUGACUCCACUCCUCCUCAUGCUCCUCACAUUGAUCAGACCAAUCAACAUACAUUCGAGAUCCAAGAUUUGAAAAAAUUGAUCCAAAAGACUAAUGAAGAUUUGGCUGAGGCUGACAGAAGACGUAAGCAGGAGUUUAAAGAAUACGAGAUGGAGAAAAAAUUCGAGGAGGAAGAGAAAAUGAAGACCUUGAAUGAAGAGGAGAAGAAGAAAUAUGCUGCCGAAUUAGAAGCAAUGAAGGAGAAACAUAAAAAACAUCAGCCACUCCACCAUCCUGGUAGUAAACAACAGCUGGAGGAGGUCUGGGAGAAGCAAGACCAUAUGACGGAUGAAGAGUUCAACCCAAAAACCUUCUUCUACAUGCACGAUCUCGAUGGAGACGGCUACUGGGAUCAGUACGAAGUUGAAGCUCUUUUCGUGAAGGAAUUAGAUAAAAUGUAUAACGACAACCCCGAAGACGAUAUUCGAGAACGUCAGGAGGACAUGGAGCGCAUGAGGGAGCACAUGUUUGCUGAAGCUGAUACCAAUCAAGAUGGGCUCAUUGACUAUAAUGAGUUCCUCGGGCUAACGAAGAAAAAGAACUUCCAGGAGGAUCCUGGCUGGGAAGGCCUGGAUAAACAGGAACAUUAUUCACAGCAGGAGUACGAUGCUUAUCAGUUACAGAAACAACAGGAAAUGCAAAGGAUGGCUGCUCAAGGAUUGAGACCACCAUAUCCUGAUGUUGGACACCAAGGACAGUUCCCACCACAACACGUCGAUCCCAGUCAACUCCAUCAUCAGGGGCAAGUACCACCAGCCUAUCCACCGCAAUAUCAGGGUCAGGUCCCUGUUCAACAUCAGCAGUACCAGGGGCAGGUGCCUCUUCAACACCAGCAAUACCAGGGACAGGUGCCUGUGCAGCAGCAAUAUCAGGGACAAGUUCCUCUUCAGCAGCAGCAGGUGCCGGUCCACAAUCAACAGCCAGUUCCGGCCCAGGGCCAGAUUCCAAUUCCUCAGCAACCGGUCCAACAACAAUAUCAACCACCUCCACAGCAAUUGCCGCUUCAUCAGGUUCCAAGUGUACAGGUCCCACCGAAUGUAGCUCAACAACCCGUUGUCAAUAACCAAAUCCACCAGGAAAAUGUUCCAGCUGUGAAUCAACAGCAUCAACCAGGUCAAGUCCAGAAUAUCCCGACGCAGCAACCGCCUCAGCCGGUUAAUCCUGUUCAUAAUGGAUCCCCCAAUGUCGUUCAUGCGUGAAGGCAUAGCUUCAUUGAAUGAUUGGGUUGUUGCAUAAUUUUGAUUGGGAAAAAAAUUAAAAUUUCUGUGAAAAAUAUUAGAUAUCUACCUUUUCAGGUUGAAAAAAGAUGUUGGGCGAUUUGGCGCGACGUAGCGAAAUCCUUCUGAUCACCUCCAAUUACUUUAUUUUUUUUUACCGUACAAAAUAAAACGUCUAAUAUUUUUCUUUCGACUUUGAUAUGGAAUACUAAAAAGAUUCUAUGCAAAACCCCAAUGGAAUUGUCCGGGAUAUGCGCAUAAAUAAAGUGUCUAUUGCAUUCUCGAUUUAGGUAUUUAAUUGAUGCUCUGCGGAGAUUAUUCACAUUUUGAAAAGAUGAAAUACUUUCUCUGGGAUAAUUUGUGAAAUGGUAUAUUUAAUAUUCAAUAGGAAAUUCCCGAAGCAUGUCCUAUGUUUCUGGGAUUGUCUGAAUGUAUUUCGAAGUUUCGUGAAUGUUUUUUGCAUUUUUUUGUUGUAAAAAUAGAAUAAAAGCAUUUGCGGAUUGUAUUUCGGGAAACGAGCAUACGAUUUGCCAUUGACCAUUUUACAUUUCAAAUAUCGGACUAUUUUUUCUAAUAAUUAUUUAUAUUUAUACCGAUAUCAGUUCAGAAAUUGUAAAUUUCAUAUUCUGUUUAGUUUGGCAAUUAUUUCAUUGUAUUCUUCUCUAUAACAAUAGAAUGAAGAUAUUUCAAUUUGUAUAUUGAGUGGCGAAUAAAAAAAUUGUAAAGUUCUGAUCAA
Messenger RNA from Diachasmimorpha longicaudata, 2768 nucleotides. RefSeq names its product nucleobindin-2 (gene NUCB1). The transcript has 4 exons. Gene Ontology annotation, cellular component: endoplasmic reticulum-Golgi intermediate compartment; extracellular exosome. NCBI's taxonomy places the organism in Eukaryota, Metazoa, Arthropoda, Insecta, Hymenoptera, Braconidae. Bases 374 to 2014 code for a protein of 546 amino acids. The record is from RefSeq and is a predicted model, not a curated record. Gene Ontology annotation, molecular function: calcium ion binding.